Molecule: messenger RNA, 1477 nt
Organism: Cyclopterus lumpus (lumpfish)
Lineage: Eukaryota; Metazoa; Chordata; Actinopteri; Perciformes; Cyclopteridae
Gene: taldo1
Product: transaldolase 1
Exons: 7
Biological process (GO): pentose-phosphate shunt; pentose-phosphate shunt, non-oxidative branch; carbohydrate metabolic process
Cellular component (GO): intracellular anatomical structure; cytoplasm
Molecular function (GO): transaldolase activity
Source: RefSeq, a predicted model, not a curated record
UGUGUCAUCGUUGGCUCCGCCUCCAGAUAUGAAAGAUAUGAAGUAUUGAUCUGCACCAGGAUACGAGGAUCCCUUUUUUUAAAAAAAAAUUUUUUUACCCCUUUUCUCCGCCCUGCAGCCAUCGAGGAGUACAAGCCUCAGGACGCCACCACCAACCCGUCGCUCAUCCUCGCCGCCGCCAAGAUGCCGGCCUACCAGCACCUGGUGGACCAGGCCAUCAAAUACGGCGUCGCCAAAGGCGGAACCGAGGAGGAGCAGGUGGCCAACACCAUGGACAAGCUGUUCGUGAGCUUCGGGCUCGAGAUCCUCAAGAAGGUCCCGGGCCGAGUCUCUACGGAGGUGGACGCCAGACUUUCCUUUGACGAAGAUGCAAUGGUGGCCAAGGCCCUGAGGCUCAUCGCGCUCUACGAGGAAGCCGGCGUCGGCAAAGAGCGCGUCCUCAUCAAGCUGUCGUCGACGUGGGAGGGAAUCCAGGCCGGCAGGGUACUGGAGAAGGACCACGGCGUGCACUGCAACAUGACCCUGCUGUUCUCCUUCGCUCAGGCCGUGGCCUGCGCCGAGGCCAAGGUGACCUUGAUCUCGCCCUUCGUCGGCCGCAUCCUCGACUGGCACAAGGAGAACACCGGCAGGGCGAGCUACGAGCCGCACGAAGACCCGGGUGUGCUGAGCGUGACCAAGAUCUACAACUACUACAAGAAGUUCGGCUACGGCACCGUGGUGAUGGGCGCCUCCUUCAGGAACACGGGGCAGGUGAAGGCGCUGGCGGGCUGCGACCUGCUCACCAUCUCCCCCGGGCUGCUGGCCGAGCUCAGCAAGGACCACGGCGCCGUCCCCCCGGCGCUCAACGAGGAGACGGCCAAGUCCUGCGACCUGGAGAAGAUCCACCUGGACGAGAAGGACUACCGCUGGCAGCACAACGAGGACCGCAUGGCCGUGGAGAAGCUGUCGGACGGCAUCCGCAAGUUCGCCGCCGACGGCAUCAAACUGGAGACCAUGAUCAAAGAGAAAAUGCUCAACGUGAAAAACGGCAAGUAGCGGCCGGGUUUUCUGCGUCUGCGUCGACGGGGGAAGCUUCGUGAGGCGUUGGCGGGCGGCCAUCUUUGUCUCCAACGACCUAUAAGAAGGCCUCUCCGCCAGGGACCUCCAUCCUCAGACCCCCGUUUUGUAAACCUACAUGCUGACUGACGCUUGUGUGUGUGUGUGCAUCUGCUGCAAAAAUAUAAAGUCUUAAUAUUUUCUAUAAAAAUCUGACCUUAAAGGGACAAACUUCCUGUAGGAGACACGAAGGCUUUCGUAACAUCUGCUAGAAAAAAAAGGACCAAAGGUUUUUCGUAUCGCCGUCGGGGGGGUUGAGGCCCCGGGUUUUGAUGAAGGCCGACAUUGUACCCGUCAUUCCUCCAGAAGAAUAAUUGUGUUGCUCUUUUCUCACGAAUAAAAAAAAAAAUUAAUUAAAUAAAUCUCAGUCAUUCUGUUUUCA